UAAAAACAGCCUAGACGGAAAUCGGGAGGGGUGCCUCAAAAUAAAAUGUUCCUCAUUACAGUAAAAAAAUCGUAUUGGUAAAUAUUGAUAAAGGGCUGUCUAAUAUCUCGUAGUUAUGAAUAGGUACAGUAUGUGCAAUGAUAUAUGGAGAUUCAGUCAGUACCAUGAACGAUAACUGGAUGUGAACCUGGUGGUUUGAGAACAGCAGGCUUCCCAGGAACGGUGAUCCAGAAUGACUUUGAGAGUGGAGACUGUGAAGAGGUGGCAGCUGGAGCUCCAUUCUGCUCAGGACUGGCUGCAGUAUGAGGUGGGUGUGGAUGGCUGCUAUGUGGUGAAGAUCCAGUGUGCUCUGUGCAACAAGCACAAAGCCAAGAUCAAAGACUUGCGAAACUUCAGUCCAGCAUUUGUGAAUGGUAUCGAGGGGAACUCUUUGAAGAAGGACAAUGUCAAGAAACACUUUCAGAGUGAGAUGCAUCAGAAGGCCUUGGCCCUAGAGAAAUUAAGUGGCAAUGUACCCAACCUGCCUUUAGUGUUGGCCCAGACCAUUGAAGAAAGUCACCUCAAUCGACUUUUUGAUAUUGCCUACACAGUUGCUAAACUAGAGCUACCGCUUGCAAAGUUUAAGCAGCUUGCCAAAUUGGAACUGCGCCAUGGGGUGGACUUGGGCCAGACAGCCAUCACUGAGCAGAAGUGCAAGGAGUACAUUGACUACAUUGGUCGAUCAACAAAGAUUGAGCUGGUGCACGCCAUCCAGGAGGCUCCCUAUUUCUCUGUGAUAGUGGAUGGUUCAGCAGAUCCAAGCAUGACUGAAAAGGGAAUGAUUUAUGUGCUGUAUGUGGAUCGUACUGGCCUGCCCUGCAUGCGUUUCUUUGGUUUCCGAGAGGUGGAGCAUGUGCAUCCAGAAUGUUUGAAGCGGACAGUUCUCAAUGCAUUUUUGGAAGAGGGCAUUGACAUAGAACGGAAGCUUGUAGGCUACAUGGCAGAUAGUGGCACUAUAAAGGCAGACAUUCCACCUUUAUUGCAGAAGGAGAUGCCCUAUCUCAUUUCGUUAAACUGUGCGAGCCAUCGAUUAGAGAUGGCUGUCAAGGGAAUAUUUCAUGGUACUAGUUUCGACAAUGUCAACGAGAUGCUUCACCUCCUGGCCAAGCUGUACUGGACCUGCCCAAGCCGAAUGCAUGAGCUGAAGACCCUGGCACAAAUAAUGCUGGAAGGAGAGACCAAGCCCCACCAGGCUGAAGGCACUCGGUGGGUGCAGCACAAACAGCGGGCAACCAGAGCCCUCUUACAAGCCUACCCAGCUGUUGUCUGCAACCUGGCCAACAUGUCCACCCAGACAACCCUGCCCAAAGAGAAGACCAUCUUCCAGGAGUAUCUGAGAACUCUGCGGAGCCUCAACUUUGUGCUACACUUACUCUUUUAUUCUGAGAUACUGGAGCCCAUUGCCAAGCUGUCCCGUUCAUUGCAAAACAGCACUGUGGAUCUUGUCUAUACCGCCUCACUGCUAGAGAAAUUCUACAGCACUCUGGAGCGAUUCAGCAGGGGUGCUCUGCAUGGCCCUCUCCAUGAGGUGCUGGAAGAAACAGAAAAAGAUCCCCAAUCUGUCUAUUUCAGUGGGACUCGGCUGCAGUGUGAAGCUGAGAUAGUUAAAGCAUUUAAAGAGAAGCUUCCUUCUUAUGUGGCCACUGUGUCUGACUGCAUCCUUCACCGGUUUGGUGCUCUCCAUCUGAUGGAGCCCAUCCGCUGCUUGAAAAUAUUGGAGGCUGAUCAGUGGCCUGAAUCUCCAGAGGACAUGGAGAACUAUGGCACUGUGGAGUUACAGGUAUUCUGCCGGCAUUUUGCCAAGCUUUUGGCCAUCAACCAGGUAGAUGUGACAAAGCUUUUGGAAGAAUGGGAGCAGUUUAGGCAGUUUCGAACUGAGUGCCUCGCUGAACUUUCCAGCCAGCAGAUGUGGCAGAACAUGCUGACUCGAGAUCGUGCACGUUUCCCCAAUUUCUACCAUGUUAUCCACAUUCUCCACUGCUUCCCAGUGUCCAGUGUGGUUCUAGAGUGGGGAUACUCUGCAGUCACCCGCUUGAAGGCUGAGAGCAGAAGCAAGAUGUCCAUCAACACACUGGAAUAUCUGACUAGGAUCUCUGUAGAGGGUCCUGAGCCAGAUGUCUUUGAUCCCCAAGCAGCUGUCAGCCUCUACUGCUUUGAGCAAAUGGGUUUCAUUGCUGACCCUGUUGUCAAAAGGACAUCUAUGUCUGUGUUAUCAGAUGAAGAAAUCAGUUCUCCCAAUAAAAGGGCCUGCUUCACCCCAGAGGAGUACAGCAGUGACUGAAGGGCUCCGGCGCCGCAGACAAAGCUAGCACAAACUAGAAUGUCUCCGUAGGACGUCCUGGUAUUGAGAGAAAUGUAGAAUACUGAGUUGCUUCAAAAUGCUGUAGUUUCACACUGCUCAUGCAUGCGUGUUUUAAAUGCGGUUCAGUUACCUUCAGCCUUAGGUUACAGUAGUAGAUAUCAUUUUAAGCUUUUGAGCCUACUGAAUAUCAGCACUUGUACCAAUAAAUGCUGAAUGCUGAUGUUUUUAUUGCUUGAGCAUAAACUGUCUCACUAUUAUUUUAUUUGGGUUUAUCAAAGUCAAAUAAACAUGCAGUUUCUCAGAUACGAAGAUCAGUCUGCAGAUUGAGAGAGAUUGAUCUCUCAAUCUGCAGACUGCAAUUAUUGUUGAUAUUACUAAUCAUGUAUUAAUAAAUGGGUGAUUUCAAAUCAAAUUUA
Messenger RNA from Lepisosteus oculatus (spotted gar), 2757 nucleotides. Its product is annotated as zinc finger protein 862-like. Lineage: Eukaryota; Metazoa; Chordata; Actinopteri; Semionotiformes; Lepisosteidae. The record is from RefSeq and is a predicted model, not a curated record.